This is a messenger RNA of Coturnix japonica (Japanese quail), 765 nucleotides long. It is a transcript of the gene TTC36, whose product is annotated as tetratricopeptide repeat domain 36. NCBI's taxonomy places the organism in Eukaryota, Metazoa, Chordata, Aves, Galliformes, Phasianidae. The record is from RefSeq and is a predicted model, not a curated record. Gene Ontology annotation, molecular function: protein binding.
AGCCCGCUGGGUGCCCUCCUGACCCCAGGGCUCUCAGUGCGCCAUGGGCAGCGCUAAUGAUAGAGCGGUGCUGCAGACCAUCUUCAACCCCAGCACACCCUUUGGGGAUGUCCCAGGGCUGGAUGAGGAUGAGGACGUUGAGCAGGAAGAGGAGGAAUCGGCCUUUGCUCCGGAGCUGCUGGAGCAGGUGAAGGACCUGGAGCUGCAGGGUGUUUCUGCUGCCGAAUCCGGAGACCUGAGCGCAGCCCUGGAGCGGUUCAAUGUCGCCAUCCGCCUGCUGCCCGAACGCGCCUCUGCGUACAACAACCGGGCACAGGCGCUGCGCCUUAAGGGCGAUGUAGCAGGCGCAUUGCGGGACCUGGAUGCCGCCAUCCGCCUGGGCCGUGGCCGUGGUCGCGCUGUGUGUCAGAGCCUGGUACAGCGCGGGCUGAUCCACCAGCUGCAGGACAGACAGGACGAUGCCCGGCGGGACUUCCAGCAGGCGGCACGGCUGGGCAGCGCCUUCGCACGGCGCCAGCUGGUGCUGCUCAACCCCUAUUCAGCGCUGUGCAACCAAAUGCUGGGAGAGAUGAUGGCAAAGCUGCGCAACCCUGAUGUGACCGGCAGUGAUUGAGGCUGCCCGACCCCCGUCCCAGCUGAGCUGAGCUUGGAAGCAUCUGAAGCUGCUCCCCCCAGCUCCAUGGGGUGAUGCCAUGGGGGAAUCUUGCUGCUGCUCAGCUUUGUGGCAGCUCUGUCCCAUCACAAAUAAACCUCCCUGGCUGCACA